AUGAAGGGAUUGAGAAAGGUCGAGUUCGAGGAGGUUCCGGUAGCCGGCGACAACACUGUUGGAAAGGGUGGAGUUGAUGAGGUUAUUUCUAGGGAAAUUACGCUUCUUCUCCUUCAUUUCCCUUCAUCUAUCUUAUUUCUUCUUCUCACCGUCAUGACGGACAACAAGAGUUCUUUCCAUCCGGCUCUUGCGGUUUCCAAUAUACGGAACCAUAUCUCCAUCACUCUUGAACUGGAGAAUGUCCAAUACUCUACAUGGGCGAAACUUUUUAAAAUUACUACAAGUUCUCAUAAGGUCCUUCAUCACAUUAUUCCUCCUGACAAUGGCAACGAGAAGGUACCUGUGACUGAGGAUGAAAAGGAAUUAUGGUUGACUCUUGAUGCUACGGUUCUUUCUUGGCUUUAUGCAACCAUCUCCAAUGACCUACUGCAUACAAUUAUUGAACUCGAUGCCAAGGCCAUAGAUGCUUGGAAUAGGUUGAGAGAUAUUUUCCAAGACAACAAACACUCCCGUGCGGUAACUCUUGAGGCCGAAUUCUCCAAUACUAAGAUGGAGAAUUUUUCGAAUGCUUCAGCAUAUUGUCAACGCCUCAAGUCCCUUGCUGAUCAGUUGAAAAAUGUUGGAGCACCGGUGUCGGAGAGCUGCCUCGUCAUUCAACUUGUUUCGGGUCUCACAAGUGCAUAUCGUGGUUUUGGGACGUUAAUUCGGCAGAGUGAUCCCCUACCUCAAUUUUAUCAGGCUCGAUCGAUGCUCACACUUGAGGAAGCCAUAUUGGCAAAGGAGGCCGCCACGGGCUCGGAGUCAGCAAUGCUACACCACCAGCAGCACCGUGGGAAACCGUCUGGAUAUCGCAAGAAUUCUGGAAAAAAAUCCGGUGCCGGUGGUCGUGGGUUCGACGGUGGAAAAUCUGGCCGUGCAGGGGACGGCAGUGGUAGUCCGCAGCAGUCUGGUGGGAGUCCACAACAGCAGCCACAGUGGGGGUCUUCACCUUGGCCGAAUUACCCAUCUUGGGGUUGGAUGCCUCAAUGGGCUCCUCCAUGCCCAUAUCCAAACCAGGGGUGA
Molecule: messenger RNA, 1062 nt
Organism: Abrus precatorius (Indian licorice)
Lineage: Eukaryota; Viridiplantae; Streptophyta; Magnoliopsida; Fabales; Fabaceae
Exons: 3
Coding region: 1-1062 (353 amino acids)
Source: RefSeq, a predicted model, not a curated record